AUGUAUCCGUACCAGACGCAUUGGAUAGCUCCUGGAGAACAAAAUUGUUCUCAAAACCAUCCCUAUAUGCAGCAUUGGAACAACGCUCCUGGUUCAGGGAAUUCCAAUGCAAUGGUGACUCAGCAGCAGCAACAACAAAUUCAACAACAGCAGCAGCCCCCACCAAACUUUGACGAGGCGGCAGCGGCGGCGGCGUUGAUGACCAAUGGAAAUGGAAGUGGGGGUGUUGUAGUGGUAUCCACUGGUGCCCAGCUGAACUCCUCUCAGGCGUUACCCCCCACUUACAACUCUCCCAUGGUAGUAGGAGAUAGACGUCUAAUCACAGCUCCUCUCAUGGGAGGAGGUGGUCCAGCUCUUCAACCCCAACCACCACAGCAACCUGGAAGUAUGCCAUAUGUUCCACAGAGAUUCCCACCUCCAGUCUAUCACCAUAAUCCUAAUAUUCAACCGCCAACUCAGACGCCAACAUCUGGUUACAUGCCAAUGCCUCAUCAAGAUCCUGCUUCCAUGAACCCGAACUUCGUCCCCGGUGCUGGUCCCCCACCAACUAUGAUGAACGGGGGACAGAGGAUGUACGCCCCAGGUCUGGCCCCUGUUAAUGGUCCACGACCGGCAAUUCGAGCACCGCCUCCGGGAAUGAAUUUCGGAUACUACCCAUUUCCCGACGGCCAACAACAACCAAUGGCACACAUGUGUCCCCCACCAGGAGGGUUUCAACAAAUGCCACCCAUUGCCACCGCUCCUGGGCUCCAUAUCCAUCCUGGCGGUGGGGGUGAUCUCCAGUCACAGCAGCCCCAACCUGGUCCCAGUACUGGAAGGAGAAAUAAUGCCACCGAUGCAAAUGGAGGUGCCACCGCUACUACUAGGAAGAGGAAGCCUAAAACCACUAGGGCCCGAUCAACACAACCCCGUGGUGGUGCUGGUGGCAAUGGCCGAGGAGGUGCAAAUGCUUCGAAUAGGGCUGUUGGCAAUCCUUCCGUUGCCAUGGGAGGUGGUUCAAUGCCUCCUAUGGGGGCAGUUGGGGGUCCUACAAUGGUCACCUCUCAAGCACCUCCUCCACAAAUGAUAGGUGGUCCUGGAUUGGUUGGUGGUGUUCCGCCUCAAUCAGGCCCUCCUCAGCCUUGGCCUAACUCCUUUCCUCGAUCCCCUAACCAGCCCAAUCCUAACAUAAUGACCAAUGGAUCGGGUAUGGAUCCUAUGAACCCUCUCCAACCGCCUACUGUUUCCACGCAGCAACAACAGCAUACUAUGGCAACACAGCAGUUACCUGCAGGGACUCCCCAUUAUGGACCAACUCCUCAUCAAAGAGGUGGGGUCAUGACGCAACAGCACCAGCAACAACAACCUGCUCCCCCUCAACCCUUAGGAAUCAUCCAGCAACAGCAGCCACAACAAACGCCUCAGCAACAGCAACAACGACAGCAACAACAACAGCAGCAACAGCAACAACAACGACAACUAAUACGAAUACGGAAGCCACUGAAGAUAUAUCCUGUUCCAGACAGUAAGAAAUUAUUGAAUUAUUAA
Molecule: messenger RNA, 1527 nt
Organism: Rodentolepis nana
Lineage: Eukaryota; Metazoa; Platyhelminthes; Cestoda; Cyclophyllidea; Hymenolepididae
Source: the annotation of a GenBank genome assembly